This is a messenger RNA of Schistosoma turkestanicum, 1259 nucleotides long. The record is from the annotation of a GenBank genome assembly. NCBI's taxonomy places the organism in Eukaryota, Metazoa, Platyhelminthes, Trematoda, Strigeidida, Schistosomatidae.
GACACGAGGUCCUCCAGGAGGGCGGGCUUCUUGGAGUCCGGUUAAACCCUACUUUUAACCUCGAUUGUUAAAUUGUCUCACUCUCACGCUUAUUAUUUCGGAUUCUUGAUUGUAUUCAUCAUUUAGUGUAAGGAAAUUAUAUGUGCUUACUGAAUCUUUGGCUCACACUUUCCUUUGUUUCCUCUCCACACUCCCAUAACCAAUAAGUUACCUUCAAGCUAGGCGAAAAUCCACCGAAGGCUGAACAUUGUAUCCCCGAUGGUUGUCAGGCCAUGUGUAGUUCAUGCCCGUAGUGUGGAUUCUUUUGUUUCCCUUUUAAGUUUCGUAUGUGGUUCUACUUUAUUUCUUUUCCUUCUUUGCAAUGAUACUCCCUCUUCAGUGAUAAGCUGUGUUUUUAAAUCGCUUCUUCUCCAAAAUUGUCUGCUACUUCCUGUAAUGCUGGUUGUUAUCUUUAACGUAGGUAAGUUCAUUUCUGUUGUACAUCAAUGCCCUCUAUUUGGAAACUUCUGGCGCGCAUACUUUUUAGGCUGUGUUUUUGGUCUCGGGUCAUUCUUUGCUUUUGCAUCUGCUAUGACGAAGAUUCGCAGUGACUUUUGUACUUUUGGGAUCUAUCUUGACUUCCUUGCAUUUUUUCACUGGUCCGAGUUUUAUUUCACUUCUGUUUACAACCUCAGUAACUGUUCACUCGAUAUCUAUAUGCUUACACAUAGCGCUGAAUAUUUGGCGGCCCUUACCGCAAGUGUGCUUGAAUACUGGCUAGAGAAAUACUUUCUAUACGACAUGUUCUCAUCAUGCCGAUGGAGUAUUACUCUUUUCAGUUGUCUUGGGUCUGGGUUGUGUAUUUUCGGUGAAGUUCUACGUAAGUUAGCUUUGUUUACAGCUGGGGGAAAUUUCAAUCAUUAUGUUCAGUACAAGAAAGAAGGUAAACAUCGGUUAGUAACAAGUGGAGUGUACUCGUGGUUUCGUCAUCCUGCUUAUGUUGGAUGGUUUUGUUGGUGCAUUGGUACUCAAGUUUUGCUCAUCAAUCCCAUGUGCCUAGUCGCUUAUACUGUUGUGACAUUUAUUUUUUUCAAACAAAGGAUAUAUGUAGAAGAAAAAGCACUCGUAGAUUUUUUCGGAGAAGAUUAUCGAAAGUAUCAAAAAUUGGUUUGUACUGGAAUACCUUUCAUACAUGGAUAUGUAUCUCAUUAACUCGUAUAAAGUGAUCAUGAAAAAAAUGUCAUUUUAUAUAUUUUUAUAGAAUAAAUCCUUUGAACUAU